ACCGAACGAAACCCGACGGCAAACGGCCAGCGACUGUCUAGUGGCUGUGUUGGCGGUGGUAAUUGAGUAUUCAGUGUUCAGUGUUGUGUUUGUCUGCGGUUUUUGCUUUCUCGCGCCACGUAAGUCAGUAACGCUUGCGAUGGCAAGUCGGUGUUUAGUGCUGGCGUUGUUGAUUGUUUGUGGUGCGAUUUUUGCUGUGAAUGCAAACCCCACCUGGCAAAAGCACGCUCAUCGGAAGCAGAAUGGUUGCGGUUAUGAGGGGUGUCCAGCUCCGAAGGAUGGCAUGAUCAAUGUUCACCUAGUACCGCAUAGUCACGACGAUGUCGGUUGGCUUAAAACUGUCGAUCAGUAUUAUUACGGCAGUCGUAAUAACAUCCAGAAAGCGGGCGUGCAGUACAUUCUCGACUCGGUUGUGCACGAGCUGCUGAAAGAUCCGAACCGUCGCUUCAUCUACGUCGAGUCGGCAUUCUUCCAGAAAUGGUACCUGGAACAGACGCCCGAGAUGCAACGGCAGGUGCACAUGUUGGUAGAGGAAGGUCGGCUAGAAUUCGUCGGUGGUGCCUGGAGCAUGAAUGAUGAGGCAGCCGUUCACUACCACAGUGUGGUGGAUCAGUUUACGUGGGGCUUACGGUUCCUGAACGAUACGUUUGGCGAGUGCGGACGUCCACGGAUCGGUUGGCAGAUUGAUCCGUUCGGCCAUUCGCGUGAGCAGGCGUCGCUGUUCGCGCAGAUGGGCUACGAUGGUCUAUUUUUCGCACGGCUCGAUUAUCAGGACAAAAACAAUCGUAUGCAGACGAAAACGCCGGAAAUGGUUUGGUACACUAGCAACAGCUUGGAGGAGAAUGAACUGUUCACUAGCGUGCUGUACAACCAUUACUCGGCACCGCCGGGCUACUGUUUCGAUGUGCUGUGCAACGACGAUCCGAUGAUUGACGAUCAGCAGAGCACUGAUUACAAUAUCAAAGCAAAGAUUGACACAUUUAUCACCUGGUUGGAGAAAAUGGCCGAAUCUUAUCGUACGAACAAUUUGAUCCUCACCAUGGGUGAUGAUUUCAACUACAUGAACGCCGUAAUGAACUUCAAAAAUAUGGACAAGCUUAUCAAGUACACAAACGCACGGCAAUCUGAGGGUUCGAAGAUAAACGCAUUCUACUCCACACCUUCCUGCUAUGUUAAGGCGGUUCAUGAAGCUGGUGUUGAACUACCGACCAAGUCUGACGAUUUCUUCCCUUACGAAUCCGAUUAUCAUUCAUUCUGGACGGGUUACUACACUUCUCGACCAACCCAGAAGCGUUACGAGCGAGAGGGAAACCACUUCCUGCAGGUAUGCAAACAACUGUCGGCUAUUGCUCCAACGAAGGAAGACUAUUACGAGGCGCAUCUAACUGCCCUGCGUGAUGUGAUGGGAGUGAUGCAGCAUCAUGACGCGAUCACCGGUACUGAGAAGCAACAUGUAGCGGACGACUAUGCUCGCAUGCUGUACGAAGGAUUUGAGGCUUGCAGUGCCAAUAUCCGGUCGGUUCUGAAUCAACUGUCUGGAUAUCGCGAGGACGGCAAGUUCGAUUGGAGCUACUGUAAGCAGGCAAACAUCAGUGCUUGUGCAACGACCGAGAACGCGGACAAUACGGUGGUAUUGCUGUACAAUCCUCUCGGAUACGGCUCGAACGACUAUGUACGACUACCGGUAAAGGAUGGUCAGUAUUCGGUACUAAACGAUCGCGGACAGACGGUUCCAUCAACGUUGGUUCCGAUCCCGAGCUCUGUGAUCGAUCUUCCGUUCCGCGAAAGCGAGGCAACCCAUGAACUUGUGUUCCAGGGAGAGCAAGUCCCUCCAGUAGGCUACAAGACGUACUAUGUCUCCAAGGAAGAGUCUCGGGACUCGUCCUCUACAGAAAUGCGCCAGGAAGAUAAUGUGAGCAUUGGAAACGAGCAUGUUUCGGUCAAUUUCGACGAGAACGGAUUCAUGAGCUCGAUUACUGUUCACGGAGAGACCCACUCUCUCAAGCAAAACUUCUUGUACUACGAUGGAGCACUUGGAAACAAUGAGGAGUUCCGCAACAGAUCUUCCGGAGCGUACAUCUUCCGACCAAACGGAACCGAAAAGGCCGUAACGGAUGUGGUUGAGAUUCAGGUGGUGAAGAGCGAUGUUGUCCAGGAAGUGCAUCAGAUAUUCAACGAGUGGAUCAGUCAGGUGAUUCGAGUGUAUGCAGGCCAGGAGCACGUUGAGUUGGAAUGGUUGGUAGGACCAAUCCCGAUCGAUGAUGGCGUAGGCAAGGAAAUCAUAUCUCGAUUUGAGUCAGACAUCAAGAGCGACGGUGCGUUCUGGACGGACUCGAACGGACGAGAAAUGCUUCGUCGCGUGCGUAACUAUCGUGAGACCUGGAAUCUAGACCUCGUUGAACCCGUGUCAGGCAACUACUACCCGGUAACUGCGAAGAUCGCCAUUGAAGAUGAUCAAUCUCGAUUGGCGGUACUGAACGAUCGUGCCCAGGGUGGGUCCAGCCUGGUUGAUGGUCAGCUUGAGCUUAUGGUUCAUCGUCGGCUCCUCCGUGAUGACGCAUUUGGUGUUGGGGAAGCACUUAACGAAACGCAGUACGGAGCAGGAUUGGUUGCCCGUGGAAAGCAUUGGCUCUUCUUCGGCUCGUCACAGAAAGACGUAAGUCCUACGCUGCAGGCAAAGGAACGGUUCCUACAGAACAAAGUGCUCCUGCCCAGCUGGCCAUUCGUCAACUCCGCUGAUAAUUUGCUGACCUUAGACGAUUUUCUAUCGGAACGCAACCUUUACUCGGCUAUCGCUACACAGCUGCCACCGAACGUGAAUCUGCUGACGCUUGAACCCUGGAAGGAUGGCACGGUGCUCGUCCGGUUCGAGCAUCUGUUCGAGAAGAACGAAGACCCAGCUUAUUCGCAAGUCGUGCGCAUUAAUGUGCGCAGCGUGCUGUUCGCGCUGAACAUCGAAAGUAUCCACGAAACUACCCUGGCGGGUAAUCAGUGGAAAGCGGACGCGAAACGUUUACAAUUCCGCGCGGAGUCUAAUGAAAUUUCGCCAAAAGAGCAGGUCGAACAUGUGCCGGUGGUGCAGGACUCCACGGACUUUGACAUUGAACUGCAACCGAUGGAGAUCAGAACGUUCGUAGUGAAGCGACGAUAGAUGUACAGGGGGAUCAUAAUAAGAGUCAAUGUUGUCACUAGAUAAGUUAAAAAGUGGAAGAAAUUCUUGUGAAUAAAAUAAAAUUAUUUGGAAAAUAAUA
This is a messenger RNA of Anopheles stephensi (Asian malaria mosquito), 3251 nucleotides long. RefSeq names its product lysosomal alpha-mannosidase-like. Gene Ontology annotation, biological process: mannose metabolic process. Gene Ontology annotation, molecular function: carbohydrate binding; alpha-mannosidase activity. The coding region runs from base 140 to 3151 and encodes 1003 amino acids. Lineage: Eukaryota; Metazoa; Arthropoda; Insecta; Diptera; Culicidae. Gene Ontology annotation, cellular component: lysosome. The transcript is spliced from 5 exons. The record is from RefSeq and is a predicted model, not a curated record.